This is a messenger RNA of Lodderomyces oxycetoniae, 3198 nucleotides long. RefSeq lists its product as uncharacterized. Gene Ontology annotation, biological process: lipid droplet organization; phospholipid biosynthetic process; lipid storage. The transcript is spliced from 3 exons. Gene Ontology annotation, cellular component: endoplasmic reticulum membrane. Bases 1 to 3198 code for a protein of 1065 amino acids. NCBI's taxonomy places the organism in Eukaryota, Fungi, Ascomycota, Pichiomycetes, Serinales, Debaryomycetaceae. Gene Ontology annotation, molecular function: coenzyme A diphosphatase activity. The record is from RefSeq and is a predicted model, not a curated record.
AUGCACUUGAACCAGCAAGAUCUAUUAUUGGUACAUUUGAGUGACGGACAAAGAAUCGGGUACUUGGUAAUAUCGCUAAUCAACCUAUUAUGCAACUGUGCUGUUUUGAGUAUAUGGUGGAGCACUAGUAUAUCAUCAGUUUAUUUGUUGUUUGCAAGUAUCAAUGUCAUUGAAAUAUUGAUAAGUAUAAGUAUCAUUCAAAUCAAUUUGGAUCUUAUCAAUAUCUCGUUUGAUCGGCCGGCAAAGAAGAUGCACAACUUAUUUGUUUUGUGCGGUGCUUUUAUGAUUGGCCAGAGCAUAAUGGGUAUCAGUAUUGUUGUGUUGAUCAAUGAGAAAAACAGACUAAGCGAAAUAAUCGGAAGGCUAAUUUUCACGUAUGAUGUUUUGUCCUUUUGUUUAGGAUUGUUAUACGUUGCAUGUACUGCAGUGGCCAGCGUAAAGUUUGAUUACAAGCCAAUGGAUGGGUUGAAUGAAAUACCAAUAAGCUUACCUAUUUUGUUUGGUAUAACAGUUGGUAUCUUAAUGAUUGAAAUUGGCUGCUCGAGAUAUUUUAGAAUUAGAACAUUACAGACCUUGUAUGAAGUUGAGGAAUACGAUUUAUGUGGACUAACUGAACAUCAAAAGCAAGGAUGGAGUAAGUUGAUCAACUUGAAUAGGAAAUAUAAUGCUGGAAUCAGUGGCGAAAACGUUAUUAGUUUAAUGGAAAACUACCUUCAUGCUGAAUUACCAGGCAUGAAAUGUAAAGUUUUAAGGGUCUUUAACAAGAAUGAGAAACAUGAGAAAGUGGGUGAACAAAGUGAAAAUCAAAGAGAGCAACAAAAACAGCAGCAGCAGCACAAACAGCAGAAACAGCAGCAUAAUAAAAAGGAAAAAGAGAUUAAUGAGAAUCAUUUGGAGAAGUUGCAAACAGAAAGUACAUUAGCAUCGAAUCAACCAGGCAGUCACGAAAAGAAACAAUCACAUCACAAGAAAGCUAUGCAUACCGCUUUUGAACAAUUGGAUCAAGAGUCUUUUCUUUUUCUGAAUGCACCCACCCUAAAUGACGCAAAUACAUCAAUACAGUAUCUUGAAGAUGAAUAUAAACCAUUGAGUAAAAACCAAUUAAAAAAAUUAGCCAAAAAGAGCAAACAAGCUAAACAGCAAAAGGAAUUAGCAUCUUUAGAGAAUAAUACAGAAAAGUUUUAUCAAGAAUUGAUGAAUACUCAAGCCUUGGUUCUUUUGACCAUAGUUGAAGAAUUUGAUUUGACUGAAAGAAUACCUGGAUGGGUUGGUAAAAAAUUGAACAAGUUAUUUGGACGUAAUUCAAGAUGGCCUAUAUUGUGUAUAAAGUUUGGAUUACUAGGAUUUCAUUGGCCUUUCAAAAGAAGUACGUUUUAUUGCUCAGCGACAAAGAAACCUAUUGCAAGAAGUGCUAGUAUAUUAUAUGCCAUAUCGCACUGGAACAAAGUACAUGAAAAGUGUGCCGUAUUAUUAGACCCAGGGUAUAAAGAUGCUAGUUUUGAAGCAGGAGUAGAUUAUUCAGGAUGGAUAAAGAUUAAGUUGCCAAAUUCUCAUAUAAUUGACUUGCGUCCAUUCCAUAACCAAACAAGCACCGAGUAUUUCAAAGCAAUUAAAUACAGGAAUCAAGACAAUGCGUUUAAGCAAAGCCAGGGACAAGUUAUUGAGCUGUAUAAUUUCAAUUUUGAAAAUUGUCAAGAAAUCAUUGCCAUGAAUGAUAAUAUUGCACAAAACCGGCAACAAAAUGGUCAAUCAUCACAACUACUUCAUCCCGAUUGGGAGUUUAUUUAUAAUUUGGGGAAUUUCGCAAAUGAUCAGAAAUACAGAUCGCUUUUGUUUCUCAAGGUUGGCGAUAAAAUAAUUGCAUCGUGUGUAAUCUUUAGGCUUGGGGAAACAAUGACAUCAGAUAUCCAAGGCUUGGAUCAUGAGAUAAGUAAGAAAUAUAAAGCAUACUUUGUAAUGAUGCAAGAAGUAAUCAAAAUGGGUCUUCGGGAAAAUGUCAGUUUUAUUGAUUUUGGACCAACUACCGAAGAAGCUAAAGUUGCUAUUGGAUGUAGCGUUGUGCCACUUAUAGGGUCCAUAUACCCUAGACAUAAGUUUAUGGGUCCAAUCAUCAGAUUUGCUGCUAGUAAAGUUGAUGGUAUCAUCUGCUGGUUAUAUCUGCAGAGAUUUCCAGAUUUCAGUAUGAGCUUUUCAGGAACAUCGCGUGAACCAGACGCUAUUUACGAUACUCAUUAUGCCAAGUUUAAGUCGAUAUGUCAUUCGCUAUACACUAAUUAUCGUAUAACGAUGAAUGAACUUUUGAUAAUCAGUUUGUAUAUUUUGAAUUUUGUACUAUCGAGACUAAUUCAUUUCGGUGCCCCCGAGGAAGAGGUAUACAACUACUUCAACAACAAGGGGAACUUUUUGAAUUAUUUUUUUGUUAAACGUGGAUGGGGGUGGACUACACUUGUCAUUAUGUUUUAUUAUUUCGGACAUGUGUUUAGAUAUCUUAUUGAGUCAAAUAAGAAAAAGCUGAAUGAUAAGGAGGCCAAGAUUGGCACUGUUAUCGGAGGCGCGAUAUUGCGAUAUGGCUUAGCUACUAUUUGGUGGUAUCUAUUCACACAAUGGUGUUUUGGCUUACCUAUAAUGGAUAAGGUGUUUAUUUUUACAGGAGGCGCAUGCCAUCUUGAGCCGGUAAGUAGUAGUAGUAGUAGUGGCACAAUACCUCCAUUACGCGAAAAACAUACGAAUAUAGCAAAACAUUUUGUUCAGGAUAUCGAGACUAUGAUUUGGAAAAGUUCAUCAGUUACAUCGCGUAAUUGUCGUCAAGUGAAUGGAUCUUGGAUAGGCGGUCAUGAUCCUCUGGGUCACGUGUUCUUAAUGAUCCAUUCGAGUUUAUAUUUGUACUUUGAAUCUGCUAGAUUUUUCAACUGGAAAUCAUUAGUUCAAACGGCAUGUUAUUUUGUUGAUAAGAUUAAAGCGAAGAACAAUAAAAAUAAUAAUAAGAGAAUAGAUGUCAGAGUAGAGGAUACGGCACGUCUUAUUGGAGAUUUGGCGCAAUUGAGUAUUGUGUUUUUGAUUGCCUUGUGGUGGUUUAUGCUACUAAUGACAAAUGUCUAUUUCCAUUCGAUUUUGGAGAAAUUAGUUGGGUUGAUGUUUGGAUAUGUGGGUAUUUUUGUUAUUUAUUUCAUACCACGGUGGAUAAACAUUGGUGUAUAA